CAUGAUGAGAAUCCCAAUCGAUCUAUCCGGAUUACGGGAAGCCAAUAACAAGUCACUGUCUUCUAGGGCUUUCGUUCCUUCUCGUUGAUAGCUGCAGCUUUUCGUUUUCUCAUUAUUCUCGAUUGUUAUUGCUAGGGUUUGUCUCGAAGACUCACAUUCGCGUGCAUUCAUCGCCUUUUGCGUUCUUUUCCCGUGUUUUGAUUUUGCGAGGAAGAGUGAAUGGUCUAAUGGAAUCUAAGGGUGGCAAGAAGAAGUCUAGUAGUAAAUCUCAAUUCUACGAGGCUCCCCUUGGUUACAUCACUGAAGACAUUCGACCUAACGGUGGAAUCAAGAAAUUCAGAUCUGCUGCAUACUCCAACUUCUCUUGCAAACCAUCCUGAUAUUCCCUAAGUCGGCUGUGUGGCUGCGUCAUUUGACGCAGUGAUAGUUAGUUAUUGCUGCUUUAGGUUUUAAUUGCCCUUGCCUCCUUUUCUUCUUCAACUGCUUUACAACUUCCCUCUCUGCGGCUGUGAUCAUUCGGCUGAGUAGACAUGACCAUGUCUGCAAUUGGAUUUGAGGGUUAUGAAAAGAGGCUUGAGAUUUCCUUUUUUGAGCCUAGCAUAUUUGCUGAUCCUGAUGGAAGGGGCCUUCGCUCACUUACCAAAGCUCAGUUGGAUGAGAUUGUUGAACCUGCUGAGUGUACUAUUGUUGCAUCACUAUCAAAUGACCAGGUUGACUCCUAUGUCCUUUCUGAAUCAAGCCUCUUCAUAUACCCUUACAAGAUCAUUAUCAAAACAUGUGGGACAACAAAGUUGCUUCUGGCAAUCCCUCCAAUCCUGAAGUUGGCUGAUGCACUUUCCCUCACUGUACGGUCUGUGAGGUAUACCCGUGGGAGCUUCAUUUUCCCUGCUGCUCAGUCAUAUCCUCAUCGCAACUUCUCGGAAGAAGUAGUUAUGCUCGAUAGUUAUUUUGGGAAGCUUGGUUCUGGUGGCCAUGCUUACGUAAUGGGAAGCUCUAAUGAACUGCGGAAAUGGCACAUCUACUCAGCUUCUGCGGACACCGUGCACAGCCGCGAUGCUGUUUACACAAUGGAGAUGUGUAUGACUGGUUUGGACAGGGAAUUGUCUGCGGUGUUUUACAAAAGCCAAUCCGGGUCUGCAGCUGUAAUGACCCAUAAUUCUGGAAUAAGAAAGAUCCUUCCAGAUUCUCGGAUAUGUGAUUUUGAUUUUGAACCCUGUGGUUAUUCCAUGAACUCCAUUGAAGACGUAGCAAUUUCAACCAUUCAUGUUACACCAGAGGAUGGUUUCAGUUAUGCAAGCUUUGAAACAGUCGGAUAUGAUCUGAAAGAUGUGAAGCUGGACUGGCUGGUCCAGAGGGUUCUGGCAUGCUUUGGUCCAACUGAAUUCUCCAUUGCUGUGCAUGCUGAUGCCUAUAUUCCAGUCAGUUCACUGGAGCAGACAAGCUUGCUGUCUCUGGAAGGUUACAGUCUUGGAGAGAGAAGUUGUGAGGAGCUUGGAAUGGGUGGAUCCAUCAUCUACCAGAAAUUUGUCAAGACCACUGGCAGUGGAUCACCUAGAUCUAUUCUGGAAAGCUGGGGGGAAAUGUGGAAGAUGGGUGAACUAGAAAAGGAGCACGGCAAGGGCUGAAUGUCUCUGUAUAAUAAGUUGGACAUUGUAUCCAGCACUGUUUUAUGUUGGUUCCCUGUUAGGAGUUGGUGAUUUUUGAACGUAUUAUAAUGUUCCAAUUAUCAUGUUUGUUCAGUAUCUGGUGAUUUAGUUUGAUGAUAAUAAAAAUUGAUUUGAGUAAA
This is a messenger RNA of Diospyros lotus (date-plum), 1786 nucleotides long. RefSeq names its product S-adenosylmethionine decarboxylase proenzyme-like. Gene Ontology annotation, cellular component: cytosol. Gene Ontology annotation, molecular function: adenosylmethionine decarboxylase activity. Gene Ontology annotation, biological process: spermine biosynthetic process; spermidine biosynthetic process. Lineage: Eukaryota; Viridiplantae; Streptophyta; Magnoliopsida; Ericales; Ebenaceae. The coding region runs from base 531 to 1625 and encodes 364 amino acids. The transcript is spliced from 3 exons. The record is from RefSeq and is a predicted model, not a curated record.